Actinia tenebrosa (Australian red waratah sea anemone) is the source of this 1070-nucleotide messenger RNA. RefSeq names its product E3 ubiquitin-protein ligase rnf213-alpha. The record is from RefSeq and is a predicted model, not a curated record. Lineage: Eukaryota; Metazoa; Cnidaria; Anthozoa; Actiniaria; Actiniidae. Gene Ontology annotation, molecular function: ATP binding; ubiquitin-protein transferase activity; ATP hydrolysis activity.
CUAGCCAAACUAAAGAGAAGUUUGUAUCAAUCGUUGGGGAGAUGCAAGUGCCUGUCAGCUUCCUGCUCAAAUCUUUUCCUUAUAAGUAUAUAGUAUAUACUAAAGAUGACAAACAGAAACUUUACUGGGAAUACUCUGAAUUCCGUGAUGAGUAUCCUGACACCAUUGUAGAUCGUGAUUUGUUCCUAAUGGAAAAGUAUAAAACAAAAAAUGCCAUUUAUCAUCAGUAUGAUGGAGUAAUUUACAAAAAAUCUCAACAAACCAAUAGAUGGAAUCCUUUAACUUGGAUAACAAGUACUUGGCAUAAGCGUGAACAGUUCUUCAAGAACAGACUUCAUGCAGCUGAGACAUUUCUUCCAAAGUGGAAAGGUUUUGUUGUGCAUGGGGAAUAUGAGCAGAUGUCAGCAAAGGAGGCCAUCGAAAAGACACAGGCAAUAUCAAGAUGUUUAAAAAAUGUUUCCAUUUGUCUUGGUAAUCAUCCAAUAAAAAAGUCAUUUGAUGGUUUAGACUUCGGUGAGAUCCUAAAAGACUUCUUAAAACCUAAAUUGGAAAAUAAUGCCAAGAUAAGAAAUAAGGAUCUUGAGAGUUCACCAGUUCGUAUAGACUGUCUUGUAUCAAGCCUGGCAAUUACACAUCUCAUUGCCCAUUACAAGAUGGAUCUUACAUAUCUCCAGCUCAAAGAUAUCUUACAUUGCCUCGUGAUAAAAGGUAAUGGUAGUGGUGGGUGCGACUUUGACGAGAUUGACAAGCACUUCCCUGAAGAGAUGUGGAGUGAUCUUGUAAAGUCUAUCCUCCACCUAAUGAAAGCUGCCAAGGACAAGCAUAAUUAUUAUUCUUGUCCAGACAUCAUCCUUGCUGUUCCUCUUCUUCAUUUUCUACGCAAAGACUCAAAACCAUUUGAAGAGCUUGAUGUGACACACCCAAAAUCUGCAGGAAAAUGGUGUCAUGCAGAAGGUCUACCGGAAAACAAAACUUACAACAGGCUUUCUGGCCACAUUGCCUUUCCUGUAYACGAGAUUUGCACAGCUCUAUUCUACAAAGUACGAAGUGGAAAUAUCUUCUCAUCAAAG